AUGGUACAGUCGAAGAAGUUCAGAGGUGUCAGGCAACGCCAUUGGGGUUCUUGGGUCGCUGAGAUUCGUCAUCCUCUCUUGAAAAGGAGGAUUUGGCUUGGGACGUUUGAGACAGCAGAGGAGGCAGCAAGAGCUUACGACGAGGCAGCCGUUUUAAUGAGCGGCCGCAACGCCAAGACUAACUUCCCCCUCAACAACAACACAGGAGACACAUCAGAGGGCAAAAACGAAAUUUCAUCAUCUUCAUCUUCAUCACUCUCUUCCAUCCUCAGCGCUAAACUGAGGAAAUGCUGCAAGUCUCCUUCUCCUUCCCUCACCUGCCUCCGUCUUGACACGGCCAGCUCCCAUAUUGGAGUCUGGCAGAAACGUGCCGGUUCCAAAUCUGAUUCUAGUUGGGUUAUGACGGUGGAGCUUGGUCAAGCUGGCUCCUCCCAGGAGCCAACUAAAAACGCUACACAAGACGAUGUUGGUCCAGCCACUGAGGUUGGCGGAGGAGGAGGAGGAGAAGGUGUAAUGGACGAGGAAGAGAAAGUUGCUUUGCAGAUGAUAGAGGAGCUUCUCAAUACAAACUAA
Messenger RNA from Eruca vesicaria subsp. sativa (arugula), 573 nucleotides. The record is from the annotation of a GenBank genome assembly. NCBI's taxonomy places the organism in Eukaryota, Viridiplantae, Streptophyta, Magnoliopsida, Brassicales, Brassicaceae.